Podarcis muralis (Common wall lizard) is the source of this 1049-nucleotide messenger RNA. It is a transcript of the gene COMTD1, whose product is annotated as catechol-O-methyltransferase domain containing 1. Lineage: Eukaryota; Metazoa; Chordata; Lepidosauria; Squamata; Lacertidae. Gene Ontology annotation, molecular function: O-methyltransferase activity; S-adenosylmethionine-dependent methyltransferase activity. The record is from RefSeq and is a predicted model, not a curated record.
CCUCUCCCUUCCCGUGACGACAGCAAGGGCUUGCAGGCGUCACGUGAGCGCGGCGGGGAGAAAGUACACUUCGGCGUGCAAAGCUGCAGGAAGCCUCCUCUAUCCCUGACACGCUUUCCAAGAAAAACCCAAGAAAUAAAAGCCCCCAAAAUGCCCGCUUUCAACCUCUCCAAAGAAGCAGUCGUCGGGACUGCAGCGCUUGGGGUGGUUGCUGUUGCUGGAUUCCUAAUAGGCAGAAGAUAUUCAGACCUUCCCUUUGGAACUCCCAAAAGCCGUUUCCGAGGGAAAAACAGCCCAUUACUGCAGUACGUACUGGAUCACUCCUUGAGGGAGCACCCGGCUUUGAAGAAGCUAAGAUUGGUUACUUGGAACCUUCCCAAUAAAAAUAUGAUGGUGUCUAUUGACGAGGCCCAGCUUUUGGCCAACCUGGCGAGGCUGAUCAAAGCAAAGAAGGUCAUUGAAGUAGGUGUCUUUACAGGGUACAAUGCCUUAAACAUGGCUCUGGUCAUACCCGAGGAUGGCAGAGUCGUCGCCUGCGAUAUAAGCGAAGAUUAUGCCAAUAUCGGAAAACCAGUGUGGAAGGAGGCAAGAGUGGAUCACAAAAUUGACCUCCGGAUAAAGCCGGCCAUCCAAACACUAGAUGAACUUCUGGCAAAUGGCGAAGCUGGGACAUUUGACUUUGCUUUCAUAGAUGCUAACAAAGAUGGAUACAACGACUACUAUGAAAGAUGCUUACAGCUCGUGAGAAAAGGAGGAAUAAUAGCAAUUGAUAAUGUGUUGUGGUCGGGGAGAGUCCUUAAGCCAGCCAAAGAUGACCUGGAUGGCCAGCACCUCCAUCAGUUGAAUGAGAAGAUCUUCCGUGAUCCGCGAGUGAAUAUUAGCAUGCUCAACAUUGGCGAUGGGGUGACGUUGGCAUUUAAGCUGUAGAAGAGAAGCCCAGAUGCUGUAGAUGGGCUGGGCCCUCUAAUCACGGGAACAUUGAAGAUGAAAUGAUGUAUAUUUUUGACCUCGUCUCAAUAAAAUAGCCUAGACUUGAAAUCAGCAACCGA